AUGCGACCAACUAUAGUAGCUUGUGCAAGAGUAGCCACCCGUGGUCGAAGGCCUCCACCUGCAUUACCACCCACAGCAUACCCUUCAGCAUUUCCUUCCUCCCCUUCCUCCUCCUCCUCCUCCUCUUCCUCUUUCUCCCCCUCAGCUUCUGCAUCUGGAUUAUCGGAAAGUAUCAAUGCCGAAACUAUCGCUCAAGCUGGAGGAUCAAGCAGGGAAGGGUGGUAUCAUGUGAACAGAAGUGAGGGUGGUAAAUUACCUGUUUAUUCAAAAAUUAGAAAUGGCGGUAGUAUCACUACUUUAAUAAGGAAAGUUGAUACACUCCAAUCCCAACUGACAACAUAUCUAUCAGACUUGCACAUAGAUCCAUUCACACAUCCGCCCAAAGUAACGGUCAGACCCACAAAUAACCAUUUACAGAUCAAGGGUCAUUGGGUCGACGAAGUGAAAGGAUGGUUGGAAGGGAGAGGGUUCUAG
This is a messenger RNA of Kwoniella shivajii, 474 nucleotides long. RefSeq lists its product as uncharacterized. The transcript has 2 exons. The record is from RefSeq and is a predicted model, not a curated record. Bases 1 to 474 code for a protein of 157 amino acids. Gene Ontology annotation, molecular function: structural constituent of ribosome. Gene Ontology annotation, cellular component: mitochondrial large ribosomal subunit; ribosome. Gene Ontology annotation, biological process: translation. Lineage: Eukaryota; Fungi; Basidiomycota; Tremellomycetes; Tremellales; Cryptococcaceae.